AUGGCUUCUCCUCAAGAUCCCCCGUCAGACGCGUGUGAAAUACUCACGAUCUCCGCAAAGAACUUUACGGAGCACGCGAGUUUUGCCGAGUCUGUCAAGGGCAUUAUCUGCGAGGCUAAGCACUAUCAGCUAUUAACCGUGACCGACGUUCCUCUCGGGUGGGAGGACUUCCUAUGGGAGGCUGACGAAGACCUGCCGGCAAAUAGGAAGACCUACGAUCCUAUCACAGGUCUACUACGUGUUUCCAUCAUGCCUACCAAUGGUCACGAUGUAGCAAGCGGAUGGUUAUCACGGGCAAUGGUGCGGUGGACUCGUGCGGGGCUUACGAUUCCUCAAGAAGAGGACAUUCUGUAUACUAUGUCUGAUGCGAGCAUUGACUUCAAAUACGGCGUAUAUCGAGGCUGGAGAAAGCAACCUGACGCCGCCUUCCGUAUAGUAGGACUUAAUUUGCCUACGCUUGUCGUGGAAGUUGGCUGGUCUGAGGGGUAUCCUGAUCUCCUUGAUGAUAUGAACAAGCUGCUUGUUGGAGGAAAUGGCGAUAUUCGAGCCGUUAUCAUCAUCAAGUUCACUCAACAAGGCGUCAACGUUUCAGGCUUCCUCGAGGUAUACCGACUCAACUCGCAAGGCAUACCUUACCUCGCGCAAGACGAAACCGUCUUCCCCACUCCCCAAGGGCAAGCGGCCGCUCAGCAGCAAGUACGCGUUACACGAAGCGAGCUUUUUGGGAAGUUCCUCGUUCCAGCCAUGACGGGCGCAGAUAUUCUCCCCCUCGAUGUCGAUUGGCUCCGUAGCAUUUGCCGCUCCCAAAUCGCACUGAUGGGACUGGUUCCUGUCUAA
This is a messenger RNA of Penicillium roqueforti, 837 nucleotides long. RefSeq lists its product as uncharacterized. The transcript has 2 exons. Lineage: Eukaryota; Fungi; Ascomycota; Eurotiomycetes; Eurotiales; Aspergillaceae. Bases 1 to 837 code for a protein of 278 amino acids. The record is from RefSeq and is a predicted model, not a curated record.